CCCCUCCCUCCCAGUGAGUUCCGUCACUACGACAGCUCAGUUAAAUUCCUGCACUCACGGAUCCGCGACUCCACCUGUUAACAGUGAACCUGUCAAGAUUCCUCAGCGCGACCCGGUCCAACGGUUCGUCCACCGAUUUCGCUUUUCGCUCCGACGGGUUCCUGCAGAACCAUGUGGCGAUAAAAGCCUUCCACUAUUUGACGGAUAACUAGUCAUGUUUCAGGACAACACAUGGUUAAAAAAUGUUUAAGUGCUUCAUCUGGUAAUUAAAGUGGUGGUUGCUAAGGGAUGACAAUCAGUGACAUUGCUGAAAGCCUCAGUUUCACAGCAGUCUGAAGCUCGACUUCUCUGAGCUCGCUUUCCUCCAGCUCUGUCUAUAGCUGGCUGAUGUGAAGGACAGAGAAAAACACUUCUACUUCAAGACACUCACUGACAUCAUGGCAGCUUUCACUGCUCCAUGUCCCGACAUCAACACAGCAGGCUGCAGCAUGGCCCAGAUUACAUGCCAGAGGAAAGGCAGCAGCGACAACCUGCGUGCACGAGAUAGUGACUUGAAAAGGAGCGGGAGUUCAGAUGAUGGACAGAACACUAUCCUGGAGAAAACCCACGAGUUCUUCCAGAUGUGUGACAUUGAGAACAAGGGCUUCAUCACCCGCCGGGACAUGCAGAGACUGAAUGGUGAGCUUCCCCUUAGUGCAGAGGAGCUGGAGAACGUAUUUGAUAUGCUUGAUUCUGAUGGCAAUGGAUUCCUCACACUCGAAGAGUUCUCCUCUGGUUUUAGUGGGUUUUUGUUUGGUCGUAGGAUUUCUGUAGAUGAUGUCAUGGGUGAGAAAAACCUCAGUAAAAGCCUGCCAGAGGUUCUAUACCAGUCCCAGUGGGAGGAGGGUCCAGGAAGAAGAGGUGAAGAUGAUGAGGAAAAGCACUUUGCCAUGCUCAUGGAGAGCCUAGGGGCCAGCAGCAUCCUAGAGAAGAAAGCGAAGGAGGUCAGAGUUGAUGGAAAUAUGGAUGGAGCUAAAUCCAGGACAAUCCUGGAAGAAAACCUGUUGGAGGCUGCAGAAGACCUGAGACUGAGGUGGAGUCCUGCUGAGGUGCGAACUCUGUGGGCCAAGCUGCGCCGCGAUGAACCACACCUUCUGUCAAAUUUUGAGCAUUUCUUGGCCAGAGUGACGGCCCAGAUCAGAGAGGCCAACCAGGAGAAGAGGGAGAUGGAAAGCGCUCUUAAAAGGAAAGCAGCAACACAUGACGAUGAGAUUCAGCACCUUUAUGAAGAAAUGGAGCAGCAAAUAAAAAGUGAAAAAGACAAAAUUGUACUGCAGGAUUAUGAGCGAUUUCUGUCCCGGAGUAAAGACCUGGAGCUGCAGCUGUCCAGUAAGGAGACGGAGCUGGAACAACUCUUCCAAAAACAGAGAAGGCUGGAGGGUCAGUGCCAGGAGCUUCAUAGUGAGCAACAUGUGACCAAAGUGGAAAACGUGAAGCUGAAACAGACUAACGAUGAUUUGGCUCGAGAGCUGGAGCUCGUCAGCCAGGAGCUGACAUUAGCUCAGGAGCAGCUGAGUUUGCUGCAGGAACAAUCCACACGACUUCAUGAGGAGAAAGAGAUGGAAAUAUACAGACUUACUGAAGGACUGCAACGAGAGCGAGCAAGCCUUCUGAAACAGCUGGACCUUUUGAGAGAAAUGAACAAACAUUUGCGGGAUGAAAGAGACAUGUCCUUUCAGAAACCAAAGAGUACCAAACAAACUUUGAAGCAGAGGUCUUUGAUUGAUGGUGUGAAACAAACCAGCACAGAUGUCUUUAAAAGUGAGGAUAAGGAGGAACUAACUUCCACUGCUCUAAGGCAGACCCUAGUUAACGGAUUAUACCAGCCGUCGAUCUCCGCUGAAGCAAGCGGUCGUUUCCAGAGGAUCAUCUCAAUUGAAGAAGACCACCUCCCCUACUUACUUAUUGAAAGCCAGACUGAAAAUGCUCUCCAGGAGUUUGCUGAAGGAGAGAGAGGCUCGGGCAGUGAAGACGGUGUGGAUAUGAUGAGCGCUGUUUACGGGAGGUCGUCACCACUUCAACUGCAGCAGUCUGAGGAAAGUGUGGAGGAAAGACAAAUUCCGUCAUCUCCAAGGGGUCAGCCGGUUGGCAAAGAAACCAGCAUAAAUGUAAGAGUUGCCACAUGUAAGGAGGAAGGUGUUCUUUCAGCACCUGACCGCCUCUUCAAGAUUGUCCUGGUGGGGAACUCCAGCGUCGGAAAGACCUCCCUUCUCCAAAGAUUUUGUGAUGACCGCUUCCACCCUGGCACUUGUGCCACUGUUGGCAUAGAUUACAGCGUAAAGACAAUAACUGUGGAUAACAGCCAGGUGGCGCUGCAGAUGUGGGAUACAGCAGGACAGGAAAGGUAUCGAAGCAUCACCAAGCAGUUCUUCCGCAAAGCUGAUGGUGUUAUUGUGAUGUAUGAUAUAACUGCUGAGCAGAGUUUCACUGCAGUCAGACAGUGGAUGACAAGUGUCAAGGAAGGCACAGGUGAGGACAUACCCAUCAUGCUGUUGGGAAACAAAACGGACAAGGAGGCAGAGAGAGAAGUUCAGAAGGAAGUGGGCGAAAGACUUGCCAAGGAUUGUCAGAUGACCUUCUUUGAAUGCAGUGCAUGUUCUGGAUACAAUGUGGCAGAGUCUAUGGUGCAUUUAGCCAGAAUUCUGAAGGAACAAGAGGACCAAGAAAAGGAGAAGACGGUCCAGCUGAUCAGGAGCCCCUCAAAGAAGAGGUCCUGCUGCUAAAAAAUAACUUUAUCCAAUGUAGCACUACUCUUCAACCAAGGGAUAAAAGGUCCUAGUGUAAGCACAUGAGAACACAUUCAAUGUCAGCACAGCUAAAGCUUUCGACUUUAGCCCCAUCAGCAGAAUCAAAAUGCUCUCCUGUCCAUAUUUGCACUGUAAUAAAAGAGUAAACUGAUUCAGGUUGAAUAAAAUGAGCACCAUUAUGAUGUUGUGGGUUAGAUGUACACCUAGCUAGACAGAAGACAAAGUUGAACUGGAUUUCCAUGAUGUUUUAGUUUAUUCAGCAUGUUCACCCAAACAUUUCAGUCAUAAUUAUCCUAAUUAGCUGUUCUGCAUAUUUAUUUCAUUUACGAAGGCCAUGUUAUUCAUUUGUUUUUACCAGUAACAUUGAUAUAGAUUUAUUAUGAGGUGUUCUGGUUUUAUGUUCUUUCACUUGCUAUAUAUUAAUAUAUAACUUUACAUGAAACUUUAUACCUUUUGAUAAAACGUUGUUGGUCAGGUUUUAUCUGAUAUGUUGAUUCAGUGCAGUUUACAAAUAUUUGUGGUCUUAUGUGACAUUUCUUCAUCUAAUAAUGUUAAAGUAUGAAUAUAAAGAAGUAGAGGCAUUGCACAUAUAUAUUUGUUCCCAGUUGUGUCUGUUUGUCCUUUUCCUAAUUAUUGUAAUUGAUGGAUGGUAAUUUAUUUUCUAUUAAAGGUUUUUCAUUUAUAUUGUCAGUUGUGUUGUAAAUUUAACUGUAAGACAAGAUCAAUUCUAUAUUAAUCUGCCUCAAUGCCAAAUAUUUUAUGAAAAUGUUCUGUAAUUUUUGUAUGGAUAUUUAAAAUGUAGUAAAAACUUUAUUUUUGUCACAGUUUCACUACUCUUAGGGUCUCCUGUUAGUUUAAUGUAUAAAUAGAAAUGAAAAUAAAUGUUUGUAAAACACUA
Messenger RNA from Girardinichthys multiradiatus, 3684 nucleotides. RefSeq names its product calcium release activated channel regulator 2Aa (gene cracr2aa). NCBI's taxonomy places the organism in Eukaryota, Metazoa, Chordata, Actinopteri, Cyprinodontiformes, Goodeidae. The record is from RefSeq and is a predicted model, not a curated record. The coding region runs from base 438 to 2762 and encodes 774 amino acids. Gene Ontology annotation, molecular function: calcium ion binding; GTPase activity; GTP binding. The transcript is spliced from 21 exons.